Molecule: messenger RNA, 1020 nt
Organism: Cordyceps militaris CM01
Lineage: Eukaryota; Fungi; Ascomycota; Sordariomycetes; Hypocreales; Cordycipitaceae
Exons: 3
Coding region: 1-1020 (339 amino acids)
Source: RefSeq, a predicted model, not a curated record
AUGUCCCGCCAUCCAGCAUCACACACCCACCCUGACCUGACUUAUUCCUCCACCGACCUCCUCCUCCUCCUCCAUCCUCCCCCCCCCCUCCUUUGGCCGCAGCCAUUCCUCUCCACAUGGGAACUUCCCAAUGAGCUCAUUUUGGCCAACAGUCGACCCAUCCCGGCCAGGCUCCGUCCUGGAGUCACCUCGGACUACCGCCACUACAGCACCUCGGCCCCGGCGGGCAACAUGACGGCCCAGGUCGGCAACCACUACCAUGACGACCUGUCCGGGUUCUGGGGACCGCCGCCAGACGACCUGUACCUCCAGGACCCGCGCUUCCUGGCCUGCUCCGAGCCUCUGAGCCGCCACAUGAGCUCCGACAGUUCACUGUCGCUCUCGACGCCCGCCUCGCCGAUGCUGGGCGCCGCCGCCGCUGCCGGCAUCAGCUCCUUUUACACGCUGCAAGCCAGCGCCCCGGGAAGCCCCCUGUUCCCUCUGCUGCAGGACAUGCCGGCGGCGAGCGUCGGCUCCCCGUACAGCAGCCAGAGCGUGGCGACGAGCUGCGAGGGGCACUCGCCGCAGACGGUGCCGGAAGACUUUACGGGCGAAUCCCCCAAGGGACGAGACUACCCCGUCGUCUGCCUCUUCCCCGGCUGCGACACCAAGCCGUUCAAGCGGCGGGCCGACCUCGACCGGCACUACAAGCACAAGCAUGCGCCGGCGUCGCAAAAGGAGUCGUACUUUUGCGACUACCCGCGGUGCGCGCGGCGUCGCGACCCCUUUCACCGCCGCGACCACUUCCGCGACCACCUGCGCGAGUUCCACAAGGAGGACAUUGAGAAGCGCGGCGGCAGCGGCAGCGGUGGCAGCGGCGCCGUCAACGAGGAGUGGCUCGAGGACCGCAACACCUCGUCGGCCUGGUGGCGGUGCGCAAAGUGUCUGCUGCGCAACUACGUCGACCGCAGCGGCUACGAGUGUCCCAAGUGCAAGACGACGUGCCAGGCGAAGCGCAAGGAGCUGCGCAUGCGGGAUUGA